AUGGGCGAUGGCAGGAUCCCCAAGGAUCUCCAAUACGGAGAGCUGACGAAGGGAAAACUUCCAACAGGCAAACCCCACCUACGGUAUAAAGAAGUGUGCCAGAGGGACCCGAAAGCCAUGGACGUCGAUCUUGCCACGUGGGAAACACUGACCGCAGACCGAUCAGCCUGGGGGCAGUCUGCUCAUAAAGGGGAAGGGAGGGGUGUCGGGUGGCGCUGCUUCCGCACCCCGGCCCCUUCCCUGCCGCACCCCGGCACCCAGCCUCCUACCGCACCCCAGCACAUCCCUUGCCGCACCCCGGCAUCCUGCCUCCUGCCGCACCCCGGCACCCUACCUCCUGCCGCACCCCGGCACCCUGCCUCCUGCCGCACCCCGGCACCCUGCCUCCUGCCGCACCCCGGCACCCUGCCUCCUGCCGCACCCCGGCACCCUGCCUCCUGCCGCACCCCGGCACCCUGCCUCCUGCCGCACCCCGGCACCCUGCCUCCUGCCGCACCCCGGCACCCUGCCUCCUGCCGCACCCCGGCACCCUGCCUCCUGCCGCACCCCGGCACCCUGCCUCCUGCCGCACCCCGGCACCCUGCCUCCUGCCGCACCCCGGCACCCUGCCUCCUGCCGCACCCCGGCACCCUGCCUCCUGCCGCACCCCGGCACCCUGCCUCCUGCCGCACCCCGGCACCCUGCCUCCUGCCGCACCCCGGCACCCUGCCUCCUGCCGCACCCCGGCACCCUGCCUCCUGCCGCACCCCGGCACCCUGCCUCCUGCCGCACCCCGGCACCCUGCCUCCUGCCGCACCCCGGCACCCUGCCUCCUGCCGCACCCCGGCACCCUGCCUCCUGCCGCACCCCGGCACCCUGCCUCCUGCCGCACCCCGGCACCCUGCCUCCUGCCGCACCCCGGCACCCUGCCUCCUGCCGCACCCCGGCACCCUGCCUCCUGCCGCACUCCGGCACCCUGCCUCCUGCCGCACCCCGGCACCCUGCCUCCUGCCGCACCCCGGCACCCUGCCUCCUGCCGCACCCCGGCACCCUGCCUCCUGCCGCACCCCGGCACCCUGCCUCCUGCCGCACCCCGGCACCCUGCCUCCUGCCGCACUCCGGCACCCUGCCUCCUGCCGCACCCCGGCACCCUGCCUCCUGCCGCACCCCGGCACCCUGCCUCCUGCCGCACCCCGGCACCCUGCCUCCUGCCGCACCCCGGCACCCUGCCUCCUGCCGCACCCCGGCACCCUGCCUCCUGCCGCACCCCGGUACCUCCCCUGCCGCACCCCGGCAACUCUCCUGCCGCACCCCGGCACCCUGCCUCCUGCCGCACCCCGGCACCCUUCCUCCUGCCGCACCCCGGCACCCUUCCUCCUGCCGCACCCCGGCACCCUGCCUCCUGCCGCACCCCGGCACCCUGCCUCCUGCCGCACCCCGGCACCCUGCCUCCUGCCGCACCCCGGCACCCUGCCUCCUGCCGCACCUCGGCACCCUGCCUCCUGCCGCACCCCGGCACCCUGCCUCCUGCCGCACCCCGGCACCCUGCCUCCUGCCGCACCCCGGCACCCUGCCUCCUGCCGCACCCCGGCACCCUUCCUCCUGCCGCACCCCGGCACCCUGCCUCCUGCCGCACCCCGGCACCCUGCCUCCUGCCGCACCCCGGUACCCUGCCUCCUGCCGCAUCCCGGCAACUCUCCUACCGCACCCCGGCACCCUGCCUCCUGCCGCACCCCGGCACCCUUCCUCCUGCCGCACCCCGGCACCCUUCUUCCUGCCGCACCCCGGCACCCUUCUUCCUGCCGCACCCCGACACCCUUCCUCCUGCCGCACCCCGGCACCCUUCCUCCUGCCGCACCCCGGCACCCUGCCUCCUGCCGCACCCCGGCACCCUGCCUCCUGCCGCACCCCGGCACCCUGCCUCCUGCCGCACCCCGGCACCCUGCCUCCUGCCGCACCCCGGCACCCUGCCUCCUGCCGCACCCCGGCACCCUGCCUCCUGCCGCACCCCGGCACCCUGCCUCCUGCCGCACCCCGGCACCCUGCCUCCUGCCGCACCCCGGCACCCUGCCUCCUGCCGCACCCCGGCACCCUGCCUCCUGCCGCACCCCGGCACCCUUCCUCCUGCCGCACCUCGGCACCUCCCCUGCCACAAUAGGGGAAAAGUGGGGGUAG
Messenger RNA from Procambarus clarkii (red swamp crayfish), 2154 nucleotides. The record is from RefSeq and is a predicted model, not a curated record. Lineage: Eukaryota; Metazoa; Arthropoda; Malacostraca; Decapoda; Cambaridae.